GGUGUUGCGCGGAUUUCCGCUUCCGCGUGCUGUAUCGGAGCUACGCUCCCGGGAUUGAGCGGCAUGCUCAACAAUAUCACCGCCGGUGGUUCCGUACACGGUAUCUCCGGAGCGAAGGAUGCACAAGAUCUGAAGCGGUACGAGAAGGAGCACGGCGUGCUGGGUGUGAAUCUGGGCUCCGGUCUGUCAGCGGGUGGUGGCCUCACGCUUCAUCAGGAACUGAUCAUGACUAUGCCCGGCGCAGGUAGCGCGGUGGGAAUCGGGCAAGGCGAUGACAAACCUGCAAAGCAAAAGCGACAUCGGACGCGUUUCACCCCGGCUCAGCUCAACGAGCUCGAAAGGUGUUUCGGCAAAACUCACUACCCGGACAUUUUCUUAAGGGAGGAAAUAGCACUAAGGAUUGGCCUCACGGAAAGUCGCGUUCAGGUAUGGUUUCAAAACCGGAGAGCGAAAUGGAAGAAGCGCAAGAAGACAACCAACGUGUUCCGGUCUUCGGGAUCGCUGCUACCGUCGCACGGCUUGCCUCCCUUCGGACCGAUGACCUCCGACUUGUGCACCGGAAUGUUUCAUACUCCUGCGGACAGAUGGGGAAUGGGGACAGGUCUCGGACAAUUGCAAAGCGGCAUGACGAUGAGUGGCUUUGGGCAACUCGGUCAACAAAGUACGGGAAGUUUAGGUUCCAGCCUUAGUCUCGGCAACUCCGGGCUGCCGAUCAACAGCCCAUCGCAAUCCGUCUACCAUACCAACUACGGACUCAAUUCUAUCAGUGGUGUUCACGUAUCGGCGUCACGAGGUUCGCCACCAGGCGGUUCCUCGGUGAGUGGCGGUCAAGGGAUGGGCUCAGGUUUGAACUGCGGUCAGGGCUCUCCGGGCACGACUUCCGGUACCGGUGGCAGCGGCAGCGGCGGUACCGGAGGUGGCGUUUCCUGCGUGGCCGACGUGAGCACGAACGAAGGAUCGGACUGGAGAGGCGCCCACAGUAUCGCGGCGCUUAGGCGUCGCGCCUCGGACGCCUCGCAACAGUACAGUCCACAGCCGCCGCCGCCAGGACCACCUCAGUAUACCCACGACAUGGAGUACAGUCCUGUUUAUCAAGGUGUCGUCUGAACCAUCUCUUCGACGUUCGGUAUCCACGGAGGAAAAACUGCCGGCCGGUAGAAGCUUACCAUAAUCCAUGGAACGAGUACUCCUCUCUGUUCUGUCGAUCGCAAUCACAAGAUCGACUGCGUUUGAUUCUGCAGAAGAGCAAGAGCGCAGAGUAAGCGCGAUCGAAAAGAUUUAUCUAGUUGGCUAUCGUAAAUUUAACGUUAAGAAAAUGUGGCGAGGUCAAGAUCGACGAUGUUAGAACGAUCUAAAUUCGAUGGAGGUCCAAAAUCAUUCAUCCCUUUGAAUUUAAAGCCAAUAAGGCAUAGCAAAUGAUGACGGAAUUAGAAUGGUUAGAUAAUUUCGGAUAUUUUGACUGAAAUAAAUUUAAAAAACGGAGCAGUAAUGAUUCAGCGAUUACAAAAAUUCAAUGCA
Mycetomoellerius zeteki is the source of this 1518-nucleotide messenger RNA. It is a transcript of the gene otp, whose product is annotated as orthopedia homeobox. Lineage: Eukaryota; Metazoa; Arthropoda; Insecta; Hymenoptera; Formicidae. Gene Ontology annotation, molecular function: DNA-binding transcription factor activity, RNA polymerase II-specific; DNA binding. The transcript has 6 exons. The record is from RefSeq and is a predicted model, not a curated record. Bases 64 to 1107 code for a protein of 347 amino acids. Gene Ontology annotation, biological process: regulation of DNA-templated transcription; neuron differentiation.